Racocetra persica is the source of this 143-nucleotide messenger RNA. Lineage: Eukaryota; Fungi; Glomeromycota; Glomeromycetes; Diversisporales; Gigasporaceae. The record is from the annotation of a GenBank genome assembly.
GUGAAUACAAAGUUAUGUGCACCUAUCUUGGUAUUGAGGUCAAAUGUGAAAUGCGAACUUGUCAAGGCUCUAAGCUUUGUAAAUUUGCUGCUUCUGAACUUUAUAAUGAAACUCAUCAAGAUGUAGAUUUGAAUUCUGAUCUU